AUGGCGUAUUUUCUUAUCGGUGGUUCUAUUACACUAACCCUAGUUGUGAUCUUCAUAUCUACUCUAGUAUAUUAUAUAUAUUAUUUCUUGAAAAAUAAUGCCAGUCGUCGAUUCGGAAUACCUGCUCCAACACCCAUACCGCUAUUCGGUGAACUUUUUCACAUUAUCUUUAAGGGUUUGUAUCAGCACGACAUGGAUCUCGUUCGAAAAUAUGGCAAACUCGUUGGGAUAUACGAAGGACCAAAGUAUACGAUAUUGUUAAGUGAUCCAGAACUUCUUCGUAAAGUUCUGAUCAAAGAUUCUCAUGUGUUCAUGAAUCGACGAUCCGUUGAAGGCGUUCUGGGCCCGUUCGAUCAUGGUCUUACCCAAUUGAAAGAUGAACAUUGGAAAAACGCGCGCGCUAUUGUUUCACCAACAUUCUCAUCAGCGAAACUCAAAGCAAUGUACGGCCUAAUGAGUGAAGUGAGUGAUAUGUACAAUACACGUUUGCUUGAUUUGGCCGAUAAACAAGAAAUGUUUAACAUCAAAGAGCUUACACAAGAAUUCACACUUGACUCGAUUGGCUCGUGUUUAUUCGGCGUUGAAAUCAAUUCCUUACAAAACGAAAAUGGAGCUCUGGUUAAACAUCUCAAACAAAUCUUUGGAUUGAGUUUAGCUAAUCUCAUGGUCAUCAUUUUCUUGAUUUCGCCACGUUUCGCUCGGUAUUUGGGUGCAAAAGGUUAUUCGAUAUUGCCAAAAGACACGGUGGACUAUUUAACUCGAUUAUUGAAUCAAAUAUUAGAUCGUCGCCGACAACAUGUUGAACGACGGAACGAUUUCAUUCAAAUUAUGGUUGAUCAUGAAGAGGAAAUGGAACAUAACGAACAACAAGCGGGCACAUUGACAAAAACUUUGAAUGAUAAAGAAAUCCUCGGGCAAGCACUGAUCUUUUUACUUGCUGGAUAUGAAACCACAAGUAUACUGAUGUCAUUCUUCUUCUAUGUCAUGGCGACAGAACCAGAAGUUCAAGAACGAGUUUACAAUGAAAUUCAACAAGAGAUUGGCGACAAUGAGAUUACGUAUGAAAAGUUGAAUGAACUACACUAUUUGGACAUGGCGGUUAGUGAAACACUUCGUAUGUACCCACCAGUUAUUAGAUUUGAUCGUGUUGCUGGCGCUGAUUAUAAACUAGGUGAUUAUCAAGUAUUGAAGGAUACUCUUAUCAAUAUUCCAGUUUAUGCAAUUCAUCAUGAUCCAACGGUUUAUCCUGAUCCAGAAAAGUUCAUGCCUGAAAGAUUUUCUGUCAAUGAGAGAUCUAAGCGGGAUCCUCUGACUUAUCUUCCAUUUGGUGAUGGUCCUCGGAACUGUAUUGGCAUGCGGUUUGCCUUAUUGGAAGCGAAACUUGCAAUAGCGAAAGCACUGCGUGUCGUUGAAAUUCAACGAUGUGAGAAAACACAGGUUCCGCUAAAACUCAACAAAUUGAAAACAUUGGCUCCGAAAGAAGGUAUCUGGCUAUGUGUAACUCGUCGAUCACAAUAA
Messenger RNA from Adineta ricciae, 1518 nucleotides. Lineage: Eukaryota; Metazoa; Rotifera; Eurotatoria; Adinetida; Adinetidae. The record is from the annotation of a GenBank genome assembly.